Molecule: messenger RNA, 1605 nt
Organism: Pisolithus orientalis
Lineage: Eukaryota; Fungi; Basidiomycota; Agaricomycetes; Boletales; Pisolithaceae
Product: major facilitator superfamily domain-containing protein
Exons: 8
Coding region: 202-1605 (467 amino acids)
Biological process (GO): transmembrane transport
Molecular function (GO): transmembrane transporter activity
Source: RefSeq, a predicted model, not a curated record
CUGCCUAGUAAAGAGAGCUUCCCUCCACAUAUAUGUGUUGCCACAUUUUCACUGGAUUGGUGGGGAAUUCCACAAGCUGCUUAUAACAACCGCGAUCAUUCGCUUGGAGGGCCGGAAUGGCGCUCCUUGAGUCGCCGGCUGACUUCUCUUCCUUUCUUGACAGCCCCGUUUACUGUAUCCUGCUUGGUGAUUGUUGAGAAAAUGACCACCGAUGAAAGUACCCCCCUACUAGAAAACACGCAAGCGAAGGCAAAGACACCUCUGCCUAAAACACAGCUGGGACUUGUCUUGUUCGUCCUUUUCACCGAGCCCAUGUCAGCGCAAUACAUCUUCCCAUUCAUAAAUCAGCUAAUAAGGGAGCUAGGCGUUACCGGUGGAGACGAUCGCAAGAUAGGAUAUUAUGCUGGCAUUAUUGAAUCUCUGUUUUUUGUUACCCAAGCACUGACGGUCUUGAGCUGGAGUCGCUUAUCCGAUCAUGUCGGCCGGAAACCCGUAUUACUUAUCGGUCUCAUGGGUCUGAGCAUGUCCAAUCUAUGUUUUGGACUAUCCAGAACAUUCUGGGCACUCGUCGCAAGUCGAUGCAUUGCUGGAGCCUUGAAUGGCAACGCUGGCGUGAUGAAAAGCAUCAUAGGGGAAAUAACAGACAACACCAACAUGGCCCAGGCAUUUGCACUUCUCCCUAUCGUUUUCUCUGUUGGUGCUUCAAUUGCUCCUCUUUUUGGGGGCGGGUUGGCGAAGCCGCAUGACCAUUGGCCCGAACUCUUCUCAGGGUCGUUCUGGGUGCAAUACCCGUACUUCCUUCCUUGUCUUGUAUCCGCUUCGUACGCUGCAUUCUCAUUCUUCAUAACUGCGCUGUUCUUGGGGGAGUCACUACCCUCGAAACGACACGGGAAAGUCCCACAUCCAGAGAUACCCUCAAUAGAUGCUCAGAUUGACCCAGGUAGUUCUCCUGUACCGAUCGGUACCCUACUCAAAACCUAUUCGGUGAUGAUACCCAUCGCAAAUUAUGGUAUACUGGCUCUCGUCGACAUUGGCUUUUUCGCUCUUGUGCCCUUGUUUUACUCAAGCCCCAUCGAAAUUGGGGGAUUGGGACUGUCACCAUUCGCCAUUGGCAUGUGCAUGAUGGCAUUUGGCAUUGGCAACGGCUUGUUUCAAAUGCUGGUCACGGCUCGGGCAGUAGAUCGUUUUGGGCCAAGGAGGGUGUUUUGUUCGACCAUACUUGCAUUCUUCCCUAUCAUUGCUACGUUCCCGGCUAUGAAUUGGGUUAUCCAAAUUCAAAAGGAAGUUGGUCCAGCCAUCUGGACACUCAUCGUUACUCAGCUACUCUUGUGGUCAGUGGUUAAUAUGUCCUAUGGUGUUAUCUUCGUGUUUAUCACGAGGGCUUCGCCAAAUAAGUACUCGCUUGGUACAAUGAAUGGUCUCAGCCAAACUACGACGUCGUUUGCAAGGGCAGUGGGGCCAGCAGCAUUCACUUCGUUGUUCGCGUUCUCAAAAGAAUACAACUUACUUGGAGGAAAUCUGGUAUACAUUGUGCUCCUGAUUGUUUUAUGUCUGUUAGUCUUCUUGUCGAGGUGCCUUCCGGAGUUAAAGAAAGACGAGCCGUAA